GAGCAAACCUCUGCUUCCAUUUUCCCUCAUGGCCAAAUAGAUAUAUCCUAUCAUCCCCCUCGUUUUCUUCCUCAGGCCAUCAUUCAACUCUCCUUCCGAUUAACCGCCACAGAACUUAGUCGUUUUGGUUUUUUUAUUGGUUUUAACAGCAUAAAUAUGGGUAGUUUCAAUCUCAGAAGGAAAGCUAGUUAUCGAAUGUCGAUUCUUAGACGCUGCAUUUUUCGUGUCUGGAAUCAAAUUGUUAUGUGUUCUUUAGCGAAGCCUGUCCAUUAUCGGAUGUUGCAGCCGCUUCCCUUGCCGGCUUCUUCUUCAGCAGAUCGCGAAUUCGUCUCGGACAAUGUCGCUCCGACGUCUCCGAGUGCCGCGAUUUGUAAUAAGAAUAAGGAUUCCGAUUUGGUUUCUUUGAAGAUUAGUCUGUUGGGCGAUUGCCGGAUUGGAAAAACCAGUUUUCUGGCCAAGUAUGUGGGGAAUGAGAAAGAAGAGAGAGGAAUGGUGAAAGAUGGGAUGAUUAUGAUGGAUAAGACAUUAUUGGUUAAAGGUGCACGUAUUUCUUACAGUCUCUGGGAGAUAGAUGGUGACGAAGGAGCCAGGCACCAAAUUCCUGUUGCUUGCAAGGAUUCUGUAGCAAUUCUAAUCAUGUUUGAUCUUACAAGUCGGGUCACUUUAAAUGGUGUCAUAAGGUGGUACCAAGAAGCAAGGAAAUGGAAUCAGACUGCAAUUCCAAUAAUUAUAGGGACCAAGUUUGACGAUUUCAUUCAGCUUCCAAUGGAUCUGCAAUGGGCAAUUGCCAACCAGGCAAGAUCAUAUGCGAAGGCUCUGAAUGCUACACUCUUCUUUUCAAGUGCAACCUACAACAUUAAUGUAAAUAAGAUCUUCAAAUUCAUAACAGCAAAGCUCUUUGAUCUGCCAUGGGCUCCUGAGCGAAAUCUCACAAUUGGAGAGCCUAUUAUUGAUUUCUGAAAGGGAGACACUAAUCACUGUCAAUUUAGUACAUAGCAAGAGCCUCAUCUUCUUGCACUUGCACUCCACCACUACCACCAGCAAAGUAAUUUACAGGUCAACCGGCCAUCGGACACAUUUUUCUGUUAUCCAGUGGCUUUGCGAGUUGUUUUGUUCACAACUAUGGAGAGGUCAUCGUCUCCUUGUAUAAAUAAAGGCGGCUGAUGCUCAGAUACUGUAGAAAAUAGGAAGAAAAAAAAAAAAAAGGAAAGAAGAAAAAAUUUUACAUUUCUCUUUCCUUGGAAGCCCAUUUCCUGCUAUUUGGAAGAGUUGAUGAAAGGCUUGCAUUGCAGCAAAACAAGGGGAGGGAUGCUUUAGAAAGAGAGUACCAAACAGUCAUUUGGGAGACCAAACGGCUCUUAUGAGUUGUAAUGCUAUGUAAUGCUAUCUUUCUACUAAAUAAUGUUUGUAAAAACACCAAUAUAAGUCCCAUUCAGAUCAAUGGGAAUCACUAUUAUUAUAGGGUAAAAAUUAUAUUGCAGAUUCUUGCUUUCCUUGCAAAAA
Jatropha curcas is the source of this 1503-nucleotide messenger RNA. Its product is annotated as septum-promoting GTP-binding protein 1. The record is from RefSeq and is a predicted model, not a curated record. NCBI's taxonomy places the organism in Eukaryota, Viridiplantae, Streptophyta, Magnoliopsida, Malpighiales, Euphorbiaceae. Gene Ontology annotation, molecular function: GTP binding; GTPase activity.